Molecule: messenger RNA, 615 nt
Organism: Fusarium sp. VM40
Lineage: Eukaryota; Fungi; Ascomycota; Sordariomycetes; Hypocreales; Nectriaceae
Source: the annotation of a GenBank genome assembly
AUGAUCACUCUUACCUACCAGUCGUUAACUGACUUUUCUGGGUUACCGGCUUUGCGAGAAGCAGUCACUGGCGGUCAUCCAGGGCUUUUAAUAAACAAUGUACCUCAGCUGCCGUCAGGCAUCUAUGUCGAUGCAAAGCAUAACAUUAAACUACACAAGAAGGAUGUUUCGUCACCAGACCAAGCCAUGGAACUGAUGCGGACGCUGCACCACUACUCUCAAGCAAUCUACAAUAACCUCAGUCAUGCCCUUGAACUCCCAUGGGAGAAGUAUCUCAGUGAGAUGCAUGAGUUCGCCGCACCAAGCAGUGAUGUGCUGCAGACAGUAGAUGCUGAGGAUCGAAUUCCCAACGAAUGGUCGACGUUGACACUUAUUCUUUCUUCAAGUCACCCUGGCACAGCUCUUGUUCUAUUCGGAACAGCUCUUUCGGUGUUUUCUGAAGGGUUAACCCCUGAGCUGGGCCAUGAAAGUAUCGAUACACAGCUCCUGGCUGGUCUUUCCACUCAGGUCGGAGGAAAGACGGCUGGUGCUCCCAUGUCUCCACUCUCAACUUCUGAGUAUGAAUCGAGGAAGAGAGUCAAGGAAUCAUUGCUCUAUAGAAUUUGCUUGAAAUAG